This is a messenger RNA of Necator americanus (New World hookworm), 420 nucleotides long. RefSeq lists its product as uncharacterized. Lineage: Eukaryota; Metazoa; Nematoda; Chromadorea; Rhabditida; Ancylostomatidae. The record is from RefSeq and is a predicted model, not a curated record. The coding region runs from base 1 to 420 and encodes 139 amino acids. The transcript has a single exon.
AUGCUUUUGGGCUGGUACGUCAGCGUGGAGCUGCACGAGCUGCAGGCAACCAAGAACUCACGUCCGAGCUCGCAAGGCUUUGCAGAGAGGAGAAAAAGGAAGACCUCAAAGAGAGAAGAACAGAGGUGUUGGCUGAAGCUGCAGAGGCACGACAGAGCAUUCGCUACGUACGUAGGACUUCGCCACUUCGCUAAAACAACAAUGACUCUUCGGAUCCCAGAUGGAACAACCACAGCAUCGAGAAGAGGGAUAGAAAAGGUCAUUCACGACUUCUACUCGGAUCUCUUCGACAGCGACGUCCACUUGCCUCCUCACCAUCUGAGGGAAGAUGGACAUGUUAUUCCAAGGGUGCUCUCUUCCGAAGUCCGACAUGCCCGUGAAGAAUCGUACUCCACCCGAUCUCGAAAGAAUCAAGCCUGA